UUUCUGGAUCCGCCCCUGUCUAGAGGCUAGCUUGGCCUGUGUAGGAAGUCUGUGGAGAAACUGUCGCGAAAAUCAUAAAGUUUGGAGCUUUCUCCACUGAUAUAUUAUACUGAGCUGGAGAAGCUGCAGGAAGUCUUUUUAGCGGGAGCAGUGACAGUUGUGAAAACCAGACGCGCCAGAAAUUCACAGUAUACGGAACUAAUGUUCAGCAUCAGGAAGCUGACCUGGCUGUGCGCCAUUAUAACACUCUCCUUUAAUGGCCAUGUGCUGGGUGAAGACAGUGCAAAGAUGACAGUAUAUGGACUCCAUACUGGCGAUGGCUCAACCAUUACACUGUGUCCAAAUGACACCUACCUCAUAUACAUAGAAUGCGACGUGACAGGCUUUUCACUUCAGUGGCAAUUUGGGCAACUAGGGAACCCAGUGUCAUUCACUGCAGAUGUUGAGGUUGGUCGGGAGGAACACAGGUCACCAUCACAGUCACACUCACAGAGAAGCUCCCUGACAAUAUGAACUCUAAAUAUAAGUCUCAACUCAAGACAUUCAGUGAUGAACUAAGAAACACUCUUGAUACAGACAGGGGUAUGGAACUUUCUUGUUCAGCAUCACCGAAUGUAAAAGACACAGUCUCCAUUGUAGUUCCAGUUGAGCACAAACCAUCGAUUGACAAUGCCAGCCUCAUGGGGGAAUGAACUGAAAGUUAUGUGGUCAACAACAACAAGUGAUAUUGUAACUAUUGCUGUAGUUAUUGAAAACAUUGAGAAGGGGUUUCAGAGCACAACGUUUGUUGAAUGGAACAAGAGGGAAGAGACAAUACUAGUUGAAACUGAUGCAAUUCCUUACAAUGCCGCAGUUAUUGUGUACGAUAGAUGCCGAGAAAGUUACAAGUCUGACGUUUAUACAGUAAAUCCUAUUUUUGUUGACCCAACUAGUGUUACCCCCACAUCAACACCAACCCUCCCUUUACUGCCAUCCAAUGUGUCAGGCAGAUUUCCAUCCUUACCAGAGAGUAUGUCUACACCUUCAGUUGUUUUGUUCACACCUCCUACUUCUCAACAGGAGUGUAACACAAGAGACACUGCAGUGGUCGGAUUAUCCAUAACUCUAGCCCUUGCUUUUAUUUUUAUCAUGGGUCUUGGAGGAAUUCUCAUUUUUGUUAUUUGGAAGAAAACAUCUGCAUCUUCUCAAGGUGGAUUUUCACAUAAAGGUUUUGAGUUAAAAGAGCCAAGAGAGAAUGAAAGGGAUUAAUGACAAUUUAGUGGUACCAGCUUGUUUCAUAAUUAGCUAUAUACCAGCAAGUAUAACUUUUUUUAGUAGCACCA
Molecule: messenger RNA, 1322 nt
Organism: Geodia barretti
Lineage: Eukaryota; Metazoa; Porifera; Demospongiae; Tetractinellida; Geodiidae
Source: the annotation of a GenBank genome assembly